AAUAAUAGAGGAUUACAGCAAUAAUUUCCUUCGAAAAAGUAAACAGAUAUUAGUACGUGUUUUAUCCACAUUAUUAUAGUUUUAAUAACUACGAAGGGCUACAGGCAUUGGUAGUUUUAAGCGUAUGUGUACCAACUGACGUUGGAAACAUUAUAAACGUAUAUAAUUUGUUUACAGUGCGGUUGCAAAAUAUGACACUUAACACAGACACACUGAGAGUAUGGCUUUAAAGCAGAGUUAUAAGAAGCAAAUAACCCUAAUACUAUAUAUGCAAAGACAAUAAAAACAAUAAAGAAAUAUUUUAAAAUAAAUAACAUGCGUGUUUAACUGGGGGUUUCCGUCCUGACCUCGGAACCAAUGUUGAUCGUGAUGUGGGCGGCAGGUCGGAGCGAGUUCAGCGGGACGGGGUGGACAAGGUAUUUUGGAGCCCGUGUGGGGAGAAAUUGUGCACUGCUUUCAAAAUAAAAAUAAUAAAUAUAUUAAAUGCAUCACAACAGUGGGCUCCUUCGAAAUGCGCACCAGGGGCUCCCGCCCCCCGAACCGGAGUCCAGUAUUUGGAGACGGUCCCUCAUCAGGGGGGAUUGUCUCUAUUAUCACUACGGCUGCGACGGGCUGGACGAUCGUGGCUGGGGCUGCGGGUACCGGACUCUGCAGACCCUGUCGUCUUGGAUCUGCUUCCAAACUCCCGGUGAAAACGCAACCCCGUCCCCGGGGCAGAUCCAAGAGGCUCUGGUUCAAAUCCAGGACAAGCCGCCCGGUUUCGCGGGCUCCCGGAGCUGGAUCGGCUCCUUCGAAAUCGCCUUGUGCUUGGAAAGCUUUCACCGGGUCCCUUGCAAGAUCGUGCACGUCCGCCGGGGAGCCGAACUUCCAAACCGGGUCGACGAACUCCACCGGCACUUCGAGCGCUUCGGCUCCCCAGCCAUGAUGGGAGGGGACAGCGAUAACGGGUCCAAAGCGAUCCUCGGGGUCUGUUCGGGCGACCGGGGUCACUAUCUGUUGGUGUUGGACCCCCAUUAUCACGGUCCAGCCGGCUCGGUUCAGAAGGAAACGGCGCAAGCCGAAGGCUGGGUGUCGUGGAAGAAAAUCGAUUCUUUCGAUCAGCGUUCCUUCUAUAAUUUCUGCCUGCCCCAGCUUGCUGGGAAAUAAAAAGGUAAAUCGUCUUCUAUUUGAAAGGGAACUCGGUUCAAACUCUGGCUUCAUAAGUGCAUCGCAUCGAGGAGCGACAGGACUCGGUUCGGCCCGCCAGCGCUGGUCCGGUUCCGAGCAGCGGAUUGAUCUCACAUCUUUGUUCACGUCGGGUCAUUUUGAAGGAUCUCAGUGAUUUAGCAUUAAAAAAAAAAAAAAACAUGGUUCUGUCGUCCUUGGUAACCCCUGGCAACCCCACUCCAUCCCCUCUGUGUGUAAAGAAGUGUCCCCUUCCUUCUGUCUCCACUCCUUGUCCCCGCAGUGUUCCCUCUGGUCCAGGUUUCUGUGCUGUUCAAUAAAAAAUAAAAAUAAAAAAAAAA
Messenger RNA from Polyodon spathula (Mississippi paddlefish), 1505 nucleotides. RefSeq names its product UFM1-specific peptidase 1 (non-functional) (gene ufsp1). The transcript has 2 exons. The coding region runs from base 484 to 1146 and encodes 220 amino acids. NCBI's taxonomy places the organism in Eukaryota, Metazoa, Chordata, Actinopteri, Acipenseriformes, Polyodontidae. The record is from RefSeq and is a predicted model, not a curated record.